Molecule: messenger RNA, 3935 nt
Organism: Anastrepha obliqua
Lineage: Eukaryota; Metazoa; Arthropoda; Insecta; Diptera; Tephritidae
Product: thrombospondin type-1 domain-containing protein 4-like
Exons: 7
Coding region: 238-2049 (603 amino acids)
Biological process (GO): extracellular matrix organization
Cellular component (GO): extracellular matrix
Molecular function (GO): metalloendopeptidase activity
Source: RefSeq, a predicted model, not a curated record
UGUCAACCGCUCAACAACAAGUUGUCAGCUGCGUGCGGUGUGUUCCGGUAUUCUGUGUAACAGUGUUCAGCGGUCAGUGGUCAGUGAUUAAGAUUAAAAUAAAAAAUUCUGAAAAACACAAAUACAAGCAAAUUAUAUAAGCACAUAUAUGUAUGUAUGUAUGAAUAUCCAAGUCAUAAGAUCACAAGGAAGAGUAAAAUAUUAAAACUUCGUAUGAUGAAAGUUUAACAAUACAAAAUGUGGAAGUUCUGGAUAAUUUUUUCAAUACUUAAUUUGGCCGUGCACGAAAGUGGCGUCAUAAGACCGACCACCACCAAAGAUGCUCAAACUAAAUGCGGUUCGGUGUUAUGUGAGAUAGUCUCCGAAGUGUUCAGCAAAGCCAAACUGAGUCAUGGCUACAACUACGUGCAUACAAUUCCAGCGGGUGCGAUGAAUUUGACCAUCAAACAGUUGACACGAAGUGAUAAUCUAUUAGCACUCAAAACAACGGAUGACAUAUUUCUCAUUAACGGCAAUAAUCGCGCUUCGGAGAGUGGUUUAUUCGAGUAUAAUGACGACAGUUACGACUACAAUCGCGAAUUGAGCGUAAUCACCUCGAAAGGGCCGAUAAGCAAACCUGUUGUGCUUUUGCUCUUUGCGCGUGGACACAACACAGGUGUCCAAUACGACUACACACUUCCGAUACCUUCAGCUUCUAUAAACGAGGAGGAGGAGUUUCCGUCGCAAUGGAAUGAGGUCGGCCAACCUCUUGACGAUGUAGACGACAACAACCUCGACGGCACAGUUUCGGCACAAAUUGCUCGUGCGCGCGAUCGUAAACGCCGCAAAUUUUCAUGGAAGCUGCUCGGCUUUGGCGAAUGUAAUCGCUCGUGCGGCCCCGGCAUACAGCCACCCAUUUUCCGUUGCAUACGCGACUCACCGACGCGCUAUUAUUCGCCUAAGCGCUGCGCUUUUGUCGAGAAGCCAGUUUUCAGUGAGGAUAUCUAUCAUUGCAAUCGCGGGCUAUGCCCCGCCUAUUGGCGCGCUGGCGACUAUGGUGAAUGCAAAUGUGCCGAGGGCGAGGUAGAGGGUAUACGCACGCGUUUUGUCAAUUGUGUGCAGGAGCAGAACAAUGGGAAGAUUGAGGAAGUCUCUGAAUAUUUGUGUGAAGAAGAAAAGUUGCCUGAAUUGAAUGAGACUUGUAAUUGCCCAAAGCUCAAUCGACGCAAAAUUUACGCACGUGGCCCUGACAAGACGCCACGUGUCUUCGCGCGUUUAGUGGGUGCACCCACGAUGGUGCGCAGCGUUUACAAUUCGACCACACCGUUGCGCCGGCAUCUACGUAACGAUCGCCUAGACAAAGCGGGUGUGUGGUUGAUGUCCGACUGGAAUCAAGAAUGUUCCACUGAUUGCGGUGCAGGCUUUGAGUAUCGUUCGAUCUACUGCGAUCGUACACCGCCCUACACAGAUCUGUGUGAUUUGCGCUUUACACCAGAGCAGAAGCGUAUCUGUAGCAGUGGCCAACAAGCAGCCGCUUGUCAGUAUGGCACGUGGUUUGCCUCAGAAUGGAGUAAUUGCACGGGAGAUUGUUUCAACUUACAACGUAGGCGUGCAGUGCUGUGUUUGAGGGAAGGUGUGGCGGUCGAUGAAGCAGAAUGUGAUCUUCUAUUGCGGCCGCGUGCUGUGAUGAAUUGCACGCACAAAGAGGUGACAUUCUGCGGACCCAAGUGGCAUUAUUCGGAGUGGUCGGAGUGCUCCCGUUCCUGUGGUGAAGGUGUUCAACGACGUUAUGCUAAAUGCCUGGAAUUUGACUGGAAGCAAAAGGCGAUGGUCGAAUCGACGAAUUGUAAAUAUUUGGAACGUGAACCGGUUUAUGGAACGUGUAAUGUGCAGAAAUGUGAAGAGCUCAACACACUGUUCGAUGUGGAACGAGAUACUCUGAAGCCCGCUGAGCCAUCAGUGAAUUGCAAAGAUGAUGUGAGUAAUUGCCAGCGGAUAAAUCGGCAGCGAUUGUGCAAAUUGCACUACUACAAAACCUAUUGCUGUGCAACAUGCAGGGGCUUCGCUUAGACCAGCAGCAGCGGGAAUACUUCGAUGAAAUGUGUGGCAGAAGCCAGGAGAGAAUUGCAGAAAGUUUUGCUGCCGCAGCAGCGUUGGCAUUGCGACUGAGCAGCGCUACGCAUUUAAUUGUAUUCAGAAGCUACUGCGGCAAUAACCACAUCCUAACAUUAGCAUAGAAUUUAAUGUAGUCAGUUUAGUUGGUAAGAUGCAGCCGAAAAGGAAAUAUAAUUAAGUAUGAAUGUUUUUUUUAUUAUUCAACAUCAGUACAUAUUUAUGUAUAUACGAGCACAGCAUUCACAUCACGAAAUGAAAGAGAAACAUUUAACCGAAUUGCGUUUGGUUUGUUAAGCCGUUUCCACCAUAGUUUUUAUUUUUUGGAAAAAAUAAAAAUAAUAUGAAAGCGAUGCAGUCAUUAAGUACGAGUAGCUCCCGUUUCAGAUCACUGUAAAACCCUCAAUUGGGGAUUUUUUUUCUUAUGGGUUUUGGCAAAUAUGUAGAAUUUAUUCAUAAAUUAUUUAUUAUAUUCGAAUUUAAACAGUUAUGAUGAUGCAAUUUUUCUUGAAGCCCUUGAAUCAUUUAAAUAGCCAAAAUAAAGUCUGCUUUUCCAAUGGCUUUGGGAACUAUGAUACUUUUGGUGCUUCUGUAACCUACAGCGAAAUCAGCGCAGAACUUUUUAAUAAAUAUUCAGGCGGAAAUACACUUUUUUCGAAAUUUGUAUUAUGUCACUUGUUGUAUUUAAUACUCUUGAUUUCGAAUUGUAUUCGUAAUAUAUAAAAUAAUAAGUCUUAUGUAGUUUUUUGCUCAAGAAUAUUGCCCCAAAAUUAAAACUGAGCUACUGUUGCUAAGCAAACAAAAAAAAUUUAAACACAAUACAAAUAUUAGAAAUCUUCAGAAUAUUUGUUUUUACCAAAACUAUGUUUUGAGCGAAUAAAGUUUGUAUGAAAACACCCCAAAAUAUAAGUCGAACCUUUUGAGUAAGAAAAAUAAAAAAAAAUAAAAGUUAUAAAAACUACAAUAAAUAUUAUUACAUUUCAACUUAAGGGGGGAACCUGCUUUAAAGGCUUCAAAAAAUUGAUUUUUUCGUGGAUUUUUUUGGGGAGGAAAGAAAUAUUCGAUUAAACCGAAACUUUCAGAUGUUAUUGUUAUAUAUUUCAGCAGUCUUCUCAAAUUUUUUCAUUAAAAUAUAUGCCAUAUUAUGCCUGGUACAAGCAUUUUGCCGAGGCGCCUCGAGUGUGCCUGUGUCGUGCGGCGGGAAAGAUGUAGGUCGCAAUUUUCAUCUGAAACCAAAAACCCAAACAAUUUUUUAUUUUAGUAUAGUAUAGCUUCUAGUUAAACCAAGAAAACUAAACAAAAAGUGACAAAUUCAACAAUUUUUCGCUAAUUAAAACAAAAAUUAAUUUUUCUGGAAAAACAAAUUCACUUUAGAUUGUUUAAAAAGUGGGUUAAUCAUAACUUUCUUAAGAUUUUUUAGGUUCAACUAGAAGAGGAUUUAAUUCCGAAUACAGUCAAUGUUAUCUCAUUUCGAUAGGACGUUUAACUUUUUCCCUAUCUUUCCCGCCAAUUAGGAAAAAUCGUAAAAAUAAAAAACCGAGAAAUCGCGCGUCAAAGUUUUUGUAUAUAAAAAACCAGCUCGUAUACCUGCUCGACGCUUGCUCACAAUUUCUUCUGUAACUGCGAAAAUAUUUUGAAUUUGCUUCUGAAAUUUUGAGGACACAUUCUUGGAUAGUUUGGGAAGACAUUUAGGCAAAAACAAAAAAAUCGAUUUUUUGAAGCCUCUAAAGCAGGCUCCCCCUUUAGCAAUAUCAAAAAAUUGGAAAUUUUUUUUCACGUACAUUUUUCUAUCAAAAUCUUACAUUGCAAAUGCCCAAAAAUGAAAAACGAGCUACUGUUUCUGA